UUAAGAAGAUCAACCACAAACUAUCAGUUUGCAUAUAACAUGAAAACCAAAUAUUAAAAAUAAAGUUUACGGAUAACAAACUUCCCGCGCGAAGCGCGGACUUACCCUAGUUUAUAAUGUAAAGAUAUAUGUAUAGUCCAACACCAUAACGUGAUUUCUACAAAAUAUUGCUAUUUCUUAUUAAUUUUUGAUGGCUGUUCUGUAGAUUCCGCAGUUUCUGGGGUUCUUUUACAAAUAUUAAAUAAUUUAAGGGCAUAUAAUAUAUUUUGCAACUUUAAAUAAUAAGGAAAAAAGACAGAGAGAGAAAAUCAGAAAACCUAACUCAUUAAGCAAAAAAAAAAAGUGAAUCUUCGCUGUCAGGAACGAACAAGAAGGAAGAUGGGAUUGUUCUCCAACAAGAUCUCCAGAGAUGAGCUCAAGGCAGGAGAUCACAUCUAUUCAUGGCGUGCUUACAUCUACUCCCAUCACGGAAUCUAUGUAGGAGAUGGGAAAGUCAUUCACUUCACUCGUCGAGGUGGUCUUGAGAUCGGAACCGGUACUUAUCUGGACACGAUCAUCCAGGUUUCUGUUCCUCGUCACGGAGGAGACAACCCUUGUCCUAAUUGCGGAGACCAAUCGACUCUCGACGGCGUAAUCUCUUCUUGUCUCGACUGCUUCCUCGCCGGAGGAAACCUCUAUCUCUUCCAGUACGAUGUCUCCAAGGCCAUCCUCGUGGCCAAACAGCGUGGCGGUACCUGCACCACCGCGCCUUCGGAUCCUCCCGAAGAAGUCGUUCACCGCGCGAAGUACCUUUUGUCGGGUAACGGGUUUGGCGAGUACCAUCUCUUGGACAACAACUGUGAGGAUUUCGCGAUCUAUUGCAAAACUGGUCUGCUUGUUUUUUCCGUCACCAAGUCUGGGAGUAGCAGCCAAGUCAACUCGGUGUGUGCAGCUGGCGGUAUCGCUUCUUUGACGCUCAGGUAUUUAGGGGUGGGAAGGACUGCUGGUCAAGUGGCUUCGUUGGCGGUGUCUCCAGCUUCGGUGGUUUCUGCUGCAGCCAGUGCUGUUUCGACGACGCUUGGGUUUGUAACUACUGGUUUUGCAGGCAUGGCUGUGGCCGGAUACAGUAAGUACUGUAUUGGUCGUGUGGCUUACGACGUUGGUGUGAGAAAGGAUGUCCGCAAGGUCCCUGUGGAAGAGCUUGCUACACUUAUGGCAUUUCUAGAUGGCAAUUUGGACAAUAACAACAACGACGACAAAAACAAGUAGUUCAAAAUUACUCAAGUACUUGUUUCAUGGAUGGUUGAUGACUAAUCUGUUGUGUAAGAGACUUUGCUUAUGCCUUUGUAUUGUGUAAAACUGUAUUUUUAACUUAUUUGUGCAAGUGGCAAAUACAGUCAAAACAAUAUUAUUAUUUUCAAGAAUUAAACUCUUCAACAAGACA
Molecule: messenger RNA, 1423 nt
Organism: Raphanus sativus (radish)
Lineage: Eukaryota; Viridiplantae; Streptophyta; Magnoliopsida; Brassicales; Brassicaceae
Product: protein LEAD-SENSITIVE 1-like
Exons: 2
Coding region: 379-1248 (289 amino acids)
Source: RefSeq, a predicted model, not a curated record